UUCGUUUCUAAAUUUGUCUUCGUUUCUCUUCACUUCUUCCACCACACCUUACGCGGCUAAAAGGGAAAUAAAAACCAAUACCCAGUUCCAAAAUGAACGAUCUUAUGACCAAGUCAUUCACUAGCUACGUUGAUUUGAAGAAAGCAGCUAUGAAAGAUGUGGAUUUGGAAGCUGGUCUUCCUCCAUCCGAUGUGGAACUAACAUCUUCCACAACCCACAUGAACACUGACAUGGGUCUCUUCUUAGAAGAAGCAGAGAAGGUGAAAACAGAAAUGGGGUGUCUCCGUGACAUACUAGGAAGGCUUCAACAAGCAAACGAAGAGAGCAAGACACUUCACAAGCCCGAAGCACUGAAAUCCUUGAGGAACAGAAUCAAUGCUGACAUUGUAACAGUGUUGAAGAAAGCAAGGGUUAUGAGGACCCAAUUGGAAGAAAUGGAUCGUGCUAAUGAUGCUAAUAGGAGACUCUCAGGGCUCAAGGAUGGAACCCCAGCAAUUUAUAGAACCAGAAUUUCUGUUACCAAUGGGUUGAGGAAGAAGCUGAAGGAGCUUAUGAUGGAGUUUCAGGGUUUAAGGCAAAAGAUGAUGACUGAGUAUAAAGACACUGUGGGGAGAAGGUACUUUACUGUGACUGGGGAAUACCCUGAUGAAGAGGUUAUUGAGAAGAUUAUAUCUAAUGGGGAUGAAGAGUUUUUGGGGAAAGCUAUACAAGAACAUGGAAGAGGGAAGGUUCUAGAAACUGUGGUGGAGAUUCAGGAUAGGUAUGAUGCUGCUAAAGAGGUUGAGAAGAGUUUGUUGGAGCUUCACCAGGUUUUUUUGGACAUGGCUGUUAUGGUUGAGGCUCAGGGUGAGAAAAUGGAUGAUAUUGAACAUCAUGUUCUUCAUGCUUCUCAUUAUGUUAAGGAUGGUACAAAGAAUCUUCAGACUGCAAAGAAGUACCAGAAGAGCAACAGGAAGUGGAUGUGUAUUGGGAUUAUACUUUUGCUUAUUCUGAUUCUUGUUAUUGUCAUCCCCAUUGCCACCAGUCUCAGCAGUUCUUGA
Gastrolobium bilobum is the source of this 1040-nucleotide messenger RNA. Its product is annotated as syntaxin-related protein KNOLLE. Gene Ontology annotation, molecular function: SNAP receptor activity; SNARE binding. Gene Ontology annotation, biological process: vesicle fusion; exocytosis; intracellular protein transport. Bases 93 to 1040 code for a protein of 315 amino acids. Gene Ontology annotation, cellular component: SNARE complex; plasma membrane; endomembrane system. NCBI's taxonomy places the organism in Eukaryota, Viridiplantae, Streptophyta, Magnoliopsida, Fabales, Fabaceae. The record is from RefSeq and is a predicted model, not a curated record. The transcript has 2 exons.